Messenger RNA from Suillus subalutaceus, 1196 nucleotides. Its product is annotated as Sucrase/ferredoxin-like-domain-containing protein. Bases 1 to 1053 code for a protein of 350 amino acids. Lineage: Eukaryota; Fungi; Basidiomycota; Agaricomycetes; Boletales; Suillaceae. The record is from RefSeq and is a predicted model, not a curated record. The transcript has 6 exons.
AUGAUCUUCUCACUAAUCGGUCAACUUAAAGCUUUUGUGUUUGGUUCGCCUAACAGCCCAGAAGUAUACCGGACCCUCAAGAUUGCUGAUGUCCCAGUUACGACCGCCGAAUGCAGGUCUUGCGCCGACCCUUGCGACGAGGAUCACGAUGACUUCCCUAGCGGAUUGGAUAUCGACAUGGACUCGGACAUGUUAGGAUCAGUGUAUCCAUACCGCCGACAGGUGCUCAUAUCUACCGGCAAGAGAGACUGGGAGAUCGAGGUGACCGAAGCUAAAGGCACGCUUGCUGCCUUCUUGGAGACUGCCAACUCUUCAUUGAGCACUCCAAAGAAGCCCAAUGAUCCCCUACCAUCUGGCCUUCUUUUCUCUCAUACUGAAGCAAAAUUUCUCUCCAUUCUCAAUGGAAGUCACAGGCCUUUCUCUUAUGACGAGUCGGAAGAGACUGUGAUCGUGCUUCCAGACUUUAUGGUCGUAUCCGGAGUCUCACGCACCUUGGCGGGCGCUGAGGUGUUGUGGAAGGCUGCUCUUGAUCCAGCUCUCGAUCGGGCAGGAGUAAUUACCCGAACAGACAAUCUUCUGAAUACUUGGGUUUUACCAUACUCGUGUCUGAUAUUGCUGUGCUCGCACAAGAGACGAGACAAACGAUGUUCCGUUACAGCACCAAUCUUAGAGAAGACCUUCCAUCUAUAUCUCGAGCGAGAAGGCUGGGAAGUCCACACCAACCUGUACGAUCUCACUUCCGAACCCUCCCUCGAGUCACAAGCUAGUUCAACCACUGAGAAGGAACGAUUAGUCGAGACUCAGCUUAAAUCUCUCCACGCCGAGCACAGGGCGCUGAUAUUGAUGAGUUCACAUUUCGGCGGACAUCAAUUCGCAGGCAACUGCGUCAUCUACACUCCUCGCGGAGCUGGUGUAUGGUAUGGGCGUGUCACACCCCAUAAUGUAGAAUCGAUCGUCAAGCACACAAUUAUUGAUGGUCAAGUCAUCCCAACUAUCUUGCGUGGUGGGGUUGACCUCCCCUGCCGCGGAAAAAAGACCCUGUAUGAUUGGUGACGAAACCAUCCCUGAGAUACUAAUGAUUAAUGCUGUAAACCCGCUGGCGGAAUUCACACAUGUCCCACCCAAACGACGAGAGGAAUAUAGACUAAAUAAAUUAUUACAGCUCCUGUAAAAUAGGAUUAUAGAAUAACAUCGAU